Messenger RNA from Dibothriocephalus latus, 414 nucleotides. NCBI's taxonomy places the organism in Eukaryota, Metazoa, Platyhelminthes, Cestoda, Diphyllobothriidea, Diphyllobothriidae. The record is from the annotation of a GenBank genome assembly.
GAGUCCAGAAGUGAGCGCAGUACCUUCAAUAUUUCAGACAGAAAACCGGCUUACGUUAACUGGGAUUUGUGUGAAGAGGUCACUGAGGUGAAGCCAUUUGCGCGUGUCUACCCUCGGAAAACAGCUGGACUGCCUGUUACACUAACAUUCAACGUCGACGAUGGCUCCGCGUUUUACGCCUUUCUGACGGACGAGACCACCGAGCUGGCAUUCCAGGAAGGCAAGAGUAUUGCCGAAAUAUUCCUGCCUCUGGAAACUCAUUAUCCGUCUGGGUACUCCAUCGAUCUGACUCCAAGCACCAUGAAGUUUCGUGUCUCCGCUGAGGACAAUCAUGUUCUUCAGCUUUAUGUGGCCGAGGGCGCACCGAAGAAUAAUCAGUUGGUGGAGGUGAACAUCAAAGCCAGUCACCAGUAG